Dissoconium aciculare CBS 342.82 is the source of this 604-nucleotide messenger RNA. RefSeq lists its product as uncharacterized. NCBI's taxonomy places the organism in Eukaryota, Fungi, Ascomycota, Dothideomycetes, Mycosphaerellales, Dissoconiaceae. The record is from RefSeq and is a predicted model, not a curated record. Bases 38 to 604 code for a protein of 188 amino acids. The transcript is spliced from 4 exons.
CACUCCUCCAGGGCUCUCAUACGACCACGGCCGCCGAAUGCCCGCCUCCGCCGGUGUGUUGCUAUUGAUGCUGCGGGCGUUUUCUUCCUGUGUGUUGAUGUGUGUGCUGUACGGCAGUCACUCUACUGAGUGUGUAGGCUGGACUCUGAUCGCCCGCCCAGCGCUGUGCUGUUGUCACUGCUCCAAUGUUGCUUCCACGACCUCAGAACAUUGGACACACACAGCUGCGCACGCACCUGCAUACCACCACCAGCACUUGCCUCGCCUCCUCCUGUACCUGCCUGCACCUUCCGCAUUGCCCGCCUUGUUUUUAGAGUCAUUACCUGUGAAAGCGUACGGAAAAAGUCGCGCAACCUUGACCGCGGCGGAGCGCAAGCAUCCAGUCGGCUCCAGGGUUGGCAAGCACGAAUUCCAAACGGACGGCACAUCGAAGCAAGGGCAGCUGGGCACUGCCGGGCACUGUGCUUUUUAUUUCAUGGACAUUCUCGGAGCUAUCGGAUUCUUGGUUUUACUGGAGCUCCUCCUUCUGUUCGUGCGCCACGCACGAUAUUUGCGCUUCCGCUCGAGAUUGUCAUUCAGUACAACAUUCCACUCAUCGCGUUGA